This is a messenger RNA of Aspergillus luchuensis, 543 nucleotides long. RefSeq names its product KxDL motif-containing protein. Lineage: Eukaryota; Fungi; Ascomycota; Eurotiomycetes; Eurotiales; Aspergillaceae. The record is from RefSeq and is a predicted model, not a curated record. Gene Ontology annotation, cellular component: endosome; BLOC-1 complex. Gene Ontology annotation, biological process: endosome organization; regulation of protein localization. Bases 1 to 543 code for a protein of 180 amino acids. The transcript is spliced from 3 exons.
AUGGCGACCCAUCACUAUCAGUCUCCUUCUCUUCCCAUCAAUGUUCCCUCUAAGGCUCCUGCUCCUGCCAACCUCUAUCCCAUUACCAGAGUUUCUGGAUCUCCUCCAGAUAUCUCUGACACUAGCACUACUGCAGGAAGCCGCACCUCUGCAGGUUUCAGCUACAGCUCUGGCAGCAUUGGCGGCGAUUAUGAAACGAGCUCUGCCUCGUAUUCUGGUGUGGAUGUUGUCGACGUUCUCAACGACCGCAUGCAGGACGUCUUCGAUCCCACACCUUUGGACAGGGGAUUGGCAAUGCAGGCACAAACUUCCGGUCAGCUGAACGCCAAACAGCGCGAGCUUUUGGAAUUGCAAGCCCUGGCCCAACGUCGUCUAAAAGGAGUGCGGGCCACUUUUAACGACGGUAUCAAAGUUGCUCGCGAGACCAAGCGUGACUUGGAAUGGACUCAGAAGCGUGUGAAUGCUCUCAAGGCGAAGGCCGAGAAUAACUUUCCCGACGAGUAUAGACGGGCGACCAAGAAGUACACUUUCGACGACAAUUAA